This is a messenger RNA of Mycotypha africana, 486 nucleotides long. RefSeq lists its product as uncharacterized. The record is from RefSeq and is a predicted model, not a curated record. The coding region runs from base 39 to 278 and encodes 79 amino acids. The transcript is spliced from 2 exons. NCBI's taxonomy places the organism in Eukaryota, Fungi, Mucoromycota, Mucoromycetes, Mucorales, Mycotyphaceae.
UUUUUUUUUUUUUUUUUUUGUGGAAUUCAAAAUUAAACAUGUCCAACAAAGACGAUAAUAAAGAUGAUCAACAGGAUGCCAAGUUUGAAUUCAAUAAGCAUAGCAAUACAUCGAAACGAAAACCACAGCAACAUCGCUGUAAUGGUCAUUUAGAAGAUGUGCUGGAAGGUUUGACACAAUGGCCACUUGAUGUGGCGAAACCGUUUGGCUUGUUUUUGACAUGCCUAAGAUCUCAACCAGGGCAGGAACCGCCGCGUUACAAGCAUCAUGAAAAAUAAGCUUUAGGAUGACUAGGGAACAGCUCAUUUCGCGUUCAACAGACAGUUGGGACAGCGAGCCAAAGAAAGCAGACAGGAAUCUCUAGGCCAAUGUUUAGCUUUUCCAUACCUUACGACGUUGGAUCAGGAUACCAUGUGUGUGUGUGUGUGUGUGUGUGUUUAGAAUUUUUGUAUUUUUAUAGAGUGGCAAUAAACUAUCCAACCCGCC